Molecule: messenger RNA, 1152 nt
Organism: Pseudogymnoascus verrucosus
Lineage: Eukaryota; Fungi; Ascomycota; Leotiomycetes; Thelebolales; Thelebolaceae
Exons: 1
Coding region: 541-1068 (175 amino acids)
Cellular component (GO): extracellular region
Source: RefSeq, a predicted model, not a curated record
CAACUCCGUACCUGCCGCAAUCCUGGUUGAUCGCAUCUAACCCUUGCUCCUUCCCCCCCGCAAACGCUAAGCGCUUUUAUGUCUUGUUUACACCUUCAUCCCCGCCGAUCGCCUGUCGUGUUUCCUCAAACUACGACGCUGCAAGCAUAGUAAGCCCGCUGUCCCUGCUGCCGACUGCUUCUAAACCUUGGAUCUUCCACUUUCCGCAAUUAUGGGUAUUGUCAUGCGGCCAAUCGCAAUGUCACCUCAUCUUGUUCCCCCGCGAUUGUGCCCUGCCCACAUGCGAUGAUGAUCGACUUUCCCACCUUCAACCCCCGGAGGAACUAGGCUCACGGACUCCGUCAGCGCGGCGAGGGGGAGAAAAAAGGGAAAGGAUCCCAUGUGCAAAUGAGGGAGUAAUAAAAGAGAGUAUAUAACCAAUUCGUCCUCCCACCACCCAUUCCUUCUUUUGCCCCUCUCCCGUAAGAAACCAACAAGCUUCAAUCCAUCCAAACAAACCACCUUCACUUCCACCCUCAACCCCCCAACCAAACCGUCAACAUGCGUUUCUCCAUCCUCCCCAUCGCCCUUCUGGCCACCACCGUCGUCGCUGAUGGCGCCUCCAUCCUCGCCGCCAUGGCCAAGAUCUCCAGCGACACCUCCAAGCUCAACGCGACCAUCUCUAACUUCCACGGCGGCCUGAUUGGUCUCGGCGAGUCGAUCCCCAUCCUGAUCCAGAGCACCACCCUUCUCCACGACAUUAACCAGGGCACCAAGACCGCGACCGCCUCGGCCGAGCUCACCUUCGACGAGACCAUCCAGGUCGCCGGCGCCACCGCCGAUCUUGUUAAGGGCGUCCAGUCCUCCCUCCAGACUAUCGUCGAUACCAAGCCCGAGUUCGAUCAGCUGCUGGUUAUCAGCCCGGUUAUCUUGAUCAACCUUGAGCAGCAGAAGGCGGCGACGGAUAAGUUCAGCAAGGCUGUUGUUGCGAAGCUGCCGGAGCAGUUCCGUGCUAUCGCUGAGAGCAUCACUGCUCCUAUUGAUGUUGCUUUCGAUGAUGCUAUUGCGAAGUACAAGAAGUUCUUCUAGAUGUAGAACGGGAUGUUAAUUUUUUGGGGGUGUUUCUUCGGAGGAGGGUUUGGUGAAUGAUUGGAUGUUUUGAAUAUGAGGGGG